AGCUGUGCAGCGCCUGUCAGCGAUCCAAGAUGGUGGCCAAAGAAGUUAAUUUGUAAACAUGCAUAUAUCGUACAGAAUUCUCCGUGACUGCGAAGGGCUUCUGAAAAAAUUUACUUUUUAACAAAGUGUAAUGGUGAAGGAGAAACCUAAUUCUGUAAGGUGUUACGACAAAGAUGGUUUUCGUCAAAGAGCAGCUUGUCUUUGCUUUAAAAAUGCGCAAGAAAGCGAGCUGCUCCUUGUAAGCGGUAGUCGUCGUCCAGACAUGUGGGUCGUUCCUGGAGGAGGUUUAGAACCUGCAGAAGCUGCAUAUCAAGCUGCUCGAAGAGAGGUGAUGGAGGAAGCCGGUGCUAGAGGACGAAUAGAUCGCUCUCUAGGAAUAUUUGAAAAUGUUGAUAAGAAAACAAGGACAGUUGUUUACGUCAUGCACGUUAGUGAGUUGAUUGAAGACUGGGCGGACAGGGUUGAACUGGGGAGGCGAAGACAGUGGUUCAGCCUUAGCGAGGCACGUAAACAUCUUGCAAAACACAAACCUGUGCAAUGUUCCUACGUCGAUCUUCUACCUUGA
Messenger RNA from Dimorphilus gyrociliatus, 565 nucleotides. Lineage: Eukaryota; Metazoa; Annelida; Polychaeta; Dinophilidae. The record is from the annotation of a GenBank genome assembly.